AUGUCUCCACCGAAGCCGGCAUCUCCUAGGAUGCUCUCGGUGAUAGGUGUCGGCAGCAUGGAGUCUGAUGGACCAAGUUCAAGACCAACAACAACCGUCGCCACUUCUCCAGCCCCAAAUUUCUUACCUUACGUGAGUAUCCACGACCACGCAACAUGUUGGAACAAGUUCAAGGCUUGUGAUUUUCCCCCUCCCCUCAUGGAGUUCUCCCCCGCAAUCCCGUUCAAGAUAGAGUUCAGCCCGCAUCAACCCAGCACCGCGAAACCACCUCACCUUACCUUAAGGCUUGUGCUUGGUAUUCGAACCGCAGCAGCAAGAGGCACGGUCGUUGCUCUUCUAUAUGACUGCCCUAUCUACUCUAGCCCAUCUCUGAGGACCAUCCUCCGUGGCGGGAUACUACAUCAUCCUAGUCGAGCCCGUGAUCGAGUAUCUCGCACUGCAUCGCAUUACAUCGCAUCGUCCGCUUCCGCCUGCGUCUCUCAGUCAUUAAUCCGUUCAUUCGCCAGAAAGGAAAGACAUUCCGCAACUGGGCAGGCCAAUAUCCGUACUGUGCCUAUGAUGGACGGGCCUUGA
Molecule: messenger RNA, 573 nt
Organism: Colletotrichum paranaense
Lineage: Eukaryota; Fungi; Ascomycota; Sordariomycetes; Glomerellales; Glomerellaceae
Exons: 2
Coding region: 1-573 (190 amino acids)
Source: RefSeq, a predicted model, not a curated record